AUGAUAAACUAUGCUUGUAUAGAUUCGAUUAAAUCAUAUAUAUAUAUAUGUAGUUGCGGUUCGAUGAUUUUUUAGAAAAAAAAAGAAAAGAUGUUAAUCAAAGAUAAAUCUAAUCUAUUUAUUUUAAUCAGGUGCGUUCAUUGUCUCAAACAUCAACAAAUGAUCAUAAUCAAACAUUAAAAUCAAAUUCGGAUUCAUCAGAAUCGCGAAGUCCAAAUCAACAGCAACAACAACAAUUCUUAUCUAUUCAACAAACUAAUAAUUAUAUGCCAUCAUCAUCAUCAACAAUUCAAUAUUCUCAUCAAUCAAUUGAUGAAACAGAUAAAAGUAGUGAAAAUUUUGAAAGUUCAAUUGAAGGUGAUUAUUAUGAAGAAAAUGAUGAUAAUAAUAAACGUCGUCAAAAAAAGCGAGGCAUUUUCCCUAAAGCCGCUACAUCAUUAAUGCGUGCAUGGUUAUUUCAGCAUUUAAAUCAUCCAUAUCCAUCUGAAGAACAAAAAAAAAUCUUAGCUCGAGAAACUAAUCUUAAUAUUUUACAAGUUAAUAAUUGGUUUAUUAAUGCUCGCAGAAGAAUUGUACAACCAAUGAUUGAUCAAUCAAAUCGAGCUGCGAUUACACAAAAAGUCAUCGGAUCGGAGUAUAAUGAUUUAAUAACUACAAAUCCUUAUCAUACAUUUGAUCCAACUCGAACACCAUAUAAUUUUCAACCAAAUCUUUAUGAUGAAAUGACAACAGCAUCAGGUUAUUGUCCACCAUCAAUAUCUCAUUCAUCAGGUUAUCCAUCAUGUCCAUCGAUGCAUCCAAGUUCGUUUUUUGCUGCUGCAGCUGCAGCAGCAGCGGUUGCUGCUGUUGGUAAUAAUACAACAUCUAUACAACAUGGUAUAUCUCCAUCAUCUUCAUCAUCCUAUCAUGGACAAACAAAUGGAGAAUAG
Rotaria sordida is the source of this 929-nucleotide messenger RNA. The record is from the annotation of a GenBank genome assembly. NCBI's taxonomy places the organism in Eukaryota, Metazoa, Rotifera, Eurotatoria, Philodinida, Philodinidae.